Messenger RNA from Rubroshorea leprosula, 792 nucleotides. The record is from the annotation of a GenBank genome assembly. NCBI's taxonomy places the organism in Eukaryota, Viridiplantae, Streptophyta, Magnoliopsida, Malvales, Dipterocarpaceae.
GAUUUUUAUUAUCAACAUCUGUCUUGUUAACUUUUUUUCUGAUUUUAGGAACUUGAUUAUCUUGCUGGAGCUGUGGCAAACCCCAAGAAGCCAUUUGCCGCUAUUGUUGGUGGUUCAAAGGUAUCAACCAAGAUUGGGGUUAUUGAAUCUCUCUUGGCUAAGGUUGACCUGCUCUUGCUUGGCUAAGGAAUGAUCUUUACUUUCUACAAAGCCCAAGGAUACUCAGUUGGAUAACAGCAAGCUUGUGCCUGCAUCACAAAUUCCUUAUGGUUGGAUGGGGUUGGAUAUUGGACCCGAUUCCAUCAAGACCUUUAGUGAAGCUUUGGACAAAACAAAGACUAUCAUCUGGAAUGGACCUAUGGGUGUGUUUGAGUUUGACAAGUUGGCAGCUGGAACUGAGGCAUGUGAAUCAGCUUCGGAGGCAAUUGCAAGGAAACUUGCAGAGCUUAGUGGCAACGGGGUAACAACAAUCAUAGGUGGAGGUGACUCUGUUGCUGCUGUUGAGAAGGCAGGACUCGCUGACAAGAUGAGCCACAUCUCCACUGGUGGUGGUGCCAGCUUAGUGCUUCUUGAAGGGAAAACUCUCCCAGGUGUCCUUGCUCUUGAUGAUGCUUGAGCUCUAAAGUUUUGUGCCUCCUUGUUUUGUGAAUUUUCAUUUUACUUGAAUGCGGCUGGUUUUUCAGCUCAAACUGGAGUGAUGAUAAAUGUUUCUUUACGAGGUGCAUUGGGAUGUAUCUGUUUUGCUCCAAUUUACACGACUUAGCAGGUCGUGCGGAAUCGGUUUUUUUUAAC